Geodia barretti is the source of this 1092-nucleotide messenger RNA. NCBI's taxonomy places the organism in Eukaryota, Metazoa, Porifera, Demospongiae, Tetractinellida, Geodiidae. The record is from the annotation of a GenBank genome assembly.
AUGCUUCAGCCUGGGAUAGAGCUGGCAGUGGAGCAGAUAAACCAGAGAGAAGAUCUCCUGGCAGGCUACUCUGUCAACCUGACUGUUGCCAACUCUGCUUGCAACCUAAAGUUGCACACGAUAAUCAAUUUUGUAACAACAUUCUUCUACAGUGGUGUGAAGUUUGCGGGGAUAGUGGGACCUUUGUGCUCAGAUGCAGUGAAGUUGAUAUCACCCAUCACUAGACAGGAGGGUGUCUCGCUUCUCAAUUUCCAUGCCGGUAGCUCCCUGCAGUUUACUGAUCGUAACAGAUACAGGUAUGCAUUCAGCACAGUUACUUCAACAAAGCCUUUCAUUGAAUUAUUCUUGCAUCUGAUGAAAGUGAAUGAGUGGGAAUCGGUAGCAGUUUUAUACGAGCAGCAAACAACUGUCUAUCUGAACGCUUACGACUCGCUUGUGGAGAAGCUCCCUCACGUUUACCCAGAGGGUAAAAUUCUUUUUUCUGCUCCCGUGUCUGAAGAGAGUUUGCCCCUCUCAUCAAUCAUUCAUCAACAUCUAAGAGUCGUAAUUCUAAUCACUACACCAAACAUAGCACAUAAAAUACUUUGCUUAAUUCAAAGACGAUAUCCUGAACUUACUUUCCCAUCAUACCAGUUUAUUUUAUUUGGAGAUUACCUUGGCUACUAUCGCCCUGUAAGUUUAACACUCAACAACCAUCACUAUAAAUGCUCUGCAGCAGAGAUUGGACGAGUCAUGGACAGGUUUCUACUAACAGGCUUGAAACUGGAUGUGGCUAAUUCAACUGAAUUGGUCUCUGGUGUGACGUAUGCAGAAAACUUCCAGGAGUAUGAAGAAAGAGCAAAUGGUUCAGCAACACUACCUGCAAAUGCCCUCUAUGACGGAGUGUGGUCUCUGGCACUGGCUCUCAACAACUCCAUUCCUAGACUGAAUGAAAUAGGUCUGGAUAUGGUUGACUACACCUAUGGCCACCGAGAGGCCACUGACAUCAUACGGGAUGAGGUUCUCAAAUUGCAUUUCCAGGAGCUUCUGGACAUAUAUCAUUCAGUAAAGACACCGGGUUCACUACUUCCUCUGUUCCUCUUGAACAGAUAG